AUCCGACUAUCAAAGAAUCAUUGCUUCAUUGAGUCAAGGCCUUGCAGAUGACCCAUGUACAAGCCUGCACCGCCUAGGCCAAAGAAGACCGAUAUCAUACGCUCGCGCGAUGGCUGUACUAGCUGUCGCAAGCGCAGAACAAAGUGUGAUGAGCAGAAGCCAGCAUGUGGGACCUGCGUAAGACUGGAGAAGGAAUGCGAAUAUGUGAAGCCCGGACUCAGAUUCCAGAUCGUGACUGGGCAGAGGUCGAGAUCCCCUUCGUCAAGUGAAACAUCCCCCAAUGCGACAGCACAAGAGCUGGCUGGUGACCAGGGCUCCAGCACUCAAACUAGGCAGAGACUCCGGAUCGAAACCGGCAGUCUGGUCAAAUCUCUGCAGACGACGGAGCGGGACAUCUUCUACACCACCUAUUGGGAGGACCGCUGUCUACCCGCCUUACACCCCGUCUUCCACUCUACCACGCUCCUGGUCCCCGACAUGUCGAUCAUUAGAGACGCGGUGCUUGCCCUGUCUUCCUGCAAUAUCAGCCGUCUCCGUGGCGAGCGUAAAGUAUUGACGACCGCAGUGAUGGGCCCGUGGAGUCCGAGCCUAGCCCACCAGAACGCGAGUCAUCUGUACUACUCCUCCGCGAUUCGGAGACUCGCUACGUUGACCUCGGUCGAUCUUGACCACAAUAAGACAGUCAUCCUCACGACGCUGGUGUUGUUCGCCCACCUGGAAUCGGCCAUGGGCAAUUUCGCGGGCUUCUGCUGCCACGUGCAAGGGAUUAUGAAUCUCCUGGAGUGGCGGCAGGGCGUCGCAGACCCCACGAUUAAAUCGCUCCUCACCUCGUGGAUGCAGAUCCGUUAUGUGGUCUGCAUCAUGUGCGAGUCCCAUCGCCUGAACUUCAAUGCUGUGCUUCAGUAUUGCCGGGGUCAGAUGAGCCCCCUGGGAACUGGAGAUGAUCCAGCUACGUGUAUCUCCCGACUCCGCCAACAGGCUGCAAAACUAGACGAGUGGCGCGCGCACCUCCCGCCCGCCGAGCAGCCCAUCUACGGCCCUAUCGACCCGACCGGCAGCCCGACCAUCCACUUCUCCUCGCACAGUGCAGCACUGAACUACGCAUACUACGUCGUAGCGCGCAUCAUGCAAUGCAGUGGUUUUCUUACCCUCCUGCAUAACCCACACUCAACCUCCCUUGACUAUCGCCCCCACGAGGAAGACGUAUGGGUCCCAACCCUCGUCCGCAUCGCCCAAGGGACCGACAUGCAGACCUCCCUCACGCGCAACAGCUACACCAUCGGAUUCACAGGCCUGCUUCUGGCGGGUAUUCUGCGAUGUCGAAACCUGUCGGUCGGGCUGGAGAUCGAGCAAUGGUUGCAGACGCUAUUAGAUUUGCAGCCGACCGAGGAAGGCGCGUUCCCUGUGUACCAGACCCUCAGCGUGGUGCAAGCGAUCAACCGGCAGAGGGCGGUCGGGCGGGAUGUGUUUGCCGUGACGCAGCCGGUGGACGAUGGCGGAGGGUCGCCCAAGGUCACGGCAUAUAAUAGUCAGUCGAUUAGUUGUCUUGUGUUUCAUGGGUACUGUCGACAGAUAGGGGGUGUUUUUGAGGAGUGUGUUGUUUUGGGGGGGGGGAGGUUUUGUUCUCGUGUCUUGAUGCCUCAGGUGUCGGUAGUCCAGCGGUAG
Aspergillus uvarum CBS 121591 is the source of this 1665-nucleotide messenger RNA. RefSeq names its product Zn(II)2Cys6 transcription factor domain-containing protein. Gene Ontology annotation, biological process: regulation of DNA-templated transcription. Bases 55 to 1665 code for a protein of 536 amino acids. The record is from RefSeq and is a predicted model, not a curated record. Gene Ontology annotation, molecular function: DNA-binding transcription factor activity, RNA polymerase II-specific; zinc ion binding. NCBI's taxonomy places the organism in Eukaryota, Fungi, Ascomycota, Eurotiomycetes, Eurotiales, Aspergillaceae. The transcript has 3 exons.